UUCAACUACGUAUGGUGACGUCAUUUCAACAUGGCAGCUUUCGGUGUAACACGGGGUUUAUGGAGGUCUUACUGUUGUGUUAAAGUCGGGGAUCAAAAUGCGCACACGCUUCUGCGGGUUACGAGAAGAUUGUUGUGUGUGUCCGCACCAGACAACAGUUCAACAAAUGUCCCUAAAAGUCAAUUUACAGAUCCAGAGGUUCAAGAUAUUCUGACCAAAAUCACAGGUUUGGAUCUGCAGAAAGUCUUCCGGCCCUUGAAACAGCAGCGAAAGCCACCUAAAUACAAACUUAUGACAGAUGCUGAAUUAGAUGAGGCAGUGCAAAAAGCACAAGGGGAGGCAAAACUGUUGCUCAAGAUGCCCCCGGUCCUGCCUGAGCGAAAGCCCAUAAGCGAUGUGAUUUCCGAAGAUCAGAUACUGGAGGGCAUGGAUACUGCCAAAUAUGUUUUCACCGACAUCAACUUUAACAUCCCACAUCGAGAACGCUUCAUUGUCGUAAGAGAGCCCGGAGGAACACUGAGAAAAGCAUCGUGGGAAGAACGAGACCGCAUCGUACAAGUUUAUUUCCCCAAAGAGGGUCGCAAGCUUACGCCUCUACCCAUCUUUAAAGAAGAGAAUCUCAAGAUGCUCUUUGAACAGGAUCGACACGAGGACGUCCUUAACUAUUGCAUUGUCCAGUUUGAGCCAGACUCUGCAGAAUUUAUACGGGUUCACACGUUGACCUAUGAGGACAUUGAGAAGCACGGGAAAUACGAUAUCCUAAGGUCCACCCGGUUCUUCGGAGGUUUGACCUGGCAUCUGGUCAACGGCCAGCGAAUCGAUGGCCUUCUUGUGGACAUGCUGCAGAGAGACCUAAUGCAAGAUGCAGUGGGGCUGGUGUGUUUGUUUAAUCUGGUUCAUCCUCAGAGCGAAUCUGCACGUCACGCCCAAACUCAACAGGCUACUGACCUGGACCUUCUCAAGAUUUAUGGGGAGUAUGAGUCACAUCGAGCCGGAUUCAUCGAGCUGGCUGUGCAAACAUAUGAGCAGACCAAAAAUGUUCUGAGCACUUCAUAAACACGGACGUGAAACAGAUAAAACUUUUCUCAACCACAGCCAUCCCUUAGUAUAUACAAAUGUAGAACCAGAUGUUGUAAAGCUAUAGAAAAUGCUCUGUUUUUGUAAAUAAUAAAGAAAUCUUUAUAAAAAUAUUGCAUCAUUUUUUUAACAUUCUUUUUCCAUCAUUAACUUGACAUUUCACUCAGCUGUACAGUAUUUGUCAGAUGCGUUUAUGCUACAGAAUAAAUCCCGACAGUGAUGUGACCAGGACCUGACGUGAAGCCCAAGCUGGAACAGAAACCCUUUGCAAGGAAUCCGUUUACUUUUGUUUUAGGCAAGACACGUAACGUACAGUGACACACACACAAUUUGAUUUAAUAAAAAUCUCAUAUAUGAUAUUAAAAAGGCAUUUUUAUCUUUUAUUUAUGUGCAGCCAGGAUUUAGUUUCUAAUUUAUUUUUCUGAAAGACGGUCAGUUUUUUGACGCAAAUCACUUAAUUCGCAUUUGGUGUGAACCCAGCAGUAGGUCAAUGUACUGGUAUUUGCGGCUUUAUUUAAUGCCCCAAUAAAGCAUGUCUUAAACCUUGUGCUAGUUUGCGCUGCUCUUAGGAGAUUGUGUUGGUCAUUAUGGGAAAGAGAUAUUGCGCCUGUGUUAUCACUCCCAUCUGCGCUUUUUCUGAAAUUGCGCUAUUUUGCUGACAUCAGCUUGUAUUUAUUUAUAUCGCUUUAAAUGUAACUUUCUGCUCAAUUUAUUUAUUAUUCAUUAUUACAUAUAGGUAUUUUUCAUAUUUGACCUGUGUUUCUCUCUACUUUAUCUUAAAUCUGUGCUUCUCUGUGAUCCAAGCUGUGUGUGUCAGUGCGUGUGUAUUUUGUGUUCUGUGCAU
Molecule: messenger RNA, 1921 nt
Organism: Triplophysa dalaica
Lineage: Eukaryota; Metazoa; Chordata; Actinopteri; Cypriniformes; Nemacheilidae
Gene: mrps22
Product: mitochondrial ribosomal protein S22
Exons: 8
Coding region: 31-1056 (341 amino acids)
Cellular component (GO): mitochondrial small ribosomal subunit
Molecular function (GO): structural constituent of ribosome
Source: RefSeq, a predicted model, not a curated record